Egretta garzetta (little egret) is the source of this 2592-nucleotide messenger RNA. RefSeq names its product ELMO domain containing 2 (gene ELMOD2). The transcript has 7 exons. Bases 335 to 1189 code for a protein of 284 amino acids. NCBI's taxonomy places the organism in Eukaryota, Metazoa, Chordata, Aves, Pelecaniformes, Ardeidae. Gene Ontology annotation, cellular component: membrane. The record is from RefSeq and is a predicted model, not a curated record. Gene Ontology annotation, molecular function: GTPase activator activity.
CACAGUUCUGCUUGGUGCAGGAUUUUGAUCUAAAAUGGUAAUUUAAGAAACUACCUCUAGUUUUUGCUGUUUUAACAAUAGCGUGAGGACGUGACUUCCCUUCCUUAUUCUCCAGUAAUAAAAACAUUUCUAAGAAUGGAAAAAUAUGAAGAGACAUACUUUUGUCUUGACACCUUGUCAAAUUUGUCUUAUUGUACAUGUAAUUAAUCGCUGUUUUAAAAAAAAAAUCGAGUAGGAUUACUAAAAAAAUCUAUGUAAAUGAAGACUUUCCGUUACCCGAUACUUGUUGAUUUUAAGAUUCAGUAGUUUUUUAUUAAUUACAUGUAUAAAAGGGAUGCAAAAUUUUAUAAUGCUUACAUGCCACAAGAACGCCUGUUGUCAAUUAUUUAAAACAAUUCAGCUCCAUUUAACCGUGGCGUUUACUUUUUUUUGUAUUGCAGAACAUUCACUGGAAUCAUCAAAGAAUAAGGUUUUAAGAAAUGCUGUACAUGUUGAAGAAGCGGAAGUGGAGAAGUGUGUCAGAGAUGUAAUGAAAGAAAAGAAGAUUGAACAGAAGGAUACAGGGUUUAAGACAAAUCUGCAUAUAUCCUUACUGCAGAUAUCAGGUUAUAAAAAACUUUAUUUGAAUGUGGAAAAUCUGAGGAAGGUCCCAUAUGAUUCGGAUAACGAAGAACAUGAGGAACAGUUAAUUGAGCUUUGGAAUUUGCUGAUGCCUCAUGAGAAUCUGAAGGCCAGGAUCACCAAGCAGUGGUGCGACAUUGGCUUCCAAGGUGAUGAUCCCAAAACAGACUUCAGAGGAAUGGGCCUGCUGGGGUUAGUGAAUCUGGUGUAUUUUAGUAAGCAUUACACCGACGAAGCUCGUCAGAUCCUUUCUCAUUCAAAUCACCCAAAGCUGGGAUAUUCUUAUGCAAUAGUUGGAAUCAAUCUGACAGAAAUGGCGUACAGCUUGCUUAAGAACGGUGCUUUAAAGCCUCAUCUGUACAACACGGUCUCUGGAUUGCCGCAGAUGGAGCACUUCCAUCAGUUUUACUGUUAUCUCGUUUAUGAGUUUGACAGGUUCUGGUUUGAAGAAGAACCAGAAAGCAUUAUGCACUUCAACCAGUACAGAGAGAAAUUCCAUGAAAAAAUUAAGGGACUUCUACUGGAUUGUGAUGUGGUACUAACCUUACAAAAUACAAGGAAACCUUAACUUCUCUGCAGUCUAUGAGGUUCUGCAUCAACAAUGGAAUUAUGCAUUUGGAUGGAAGUUUUGCAUGUUUCACCAAAAACUGUUCAACAAUAGAACUUUUUUGUUUUUUACAUUUAAAAAAAAUAAUCAAAAUUCAGUUAAGAAAGCUUGGACAAUCAACCUCUGUUUACAGGUCUUUAUAUGCUAUUCUCCAAAGGACAGCUUUAAAAAAAAAACAAAACAAAAACCAACCAACAUAAAGCCAAACCACAAAACUCCAGAGCCUCUGAAUCGCUUGCUUUCACAAUUUCUUUUAUAUUCCUUGGUGCAGGAACACGAAGCAGGUAUUUAUGCCGCAUCAUAUUUUUCAUGAAUAGGUUUGGCGGUUAAUUGUCUUUUAAAAACUUCUUUUAGUUGAAAUUACUCUGUUUUUAGACUUUUUGCAUUCUUGUUCUGUACAUGUAGUUGAUCGUUCACUCAUCAAUGUUAAAUUUCUCUGUAAUGAAGAGGUCCACGAAGGGGCUGUGUUAGUCACUUAUGAUUUUGGAGAAGAGGCUUAAUCCAUCAACAUACUGACAAACUUAGUAGAAAUUACUUCUGGCUAAGGAAGUUUUUUUUUCUUUUAUCUAUAGAUUUGUACCAGCAAAUUCCUAUGCUUGGAAAAAGCUUCAUUUGCAAACAAACAAAAAGAACCACAAAUCAUCAGUGUGAGGAUCAGAUCCUUAGACUAAAGCUACUCCUUCUAAAAAAUACUGCUACUGUAAACAUUUUCAAUUCUUUCUAAUCCGACUUCAGCUGCGCAGGCUGCUUGACUCUGUAUCUGCUGUCAGCCCUUUCUUUUAGCAGCUAGUGGGGUAUUCUCAGUGGGAAGUACAAGAGAGUUAGUUUAGCCCUUUUAUAAAGUUCACUCCUUAAAAACCUUUAUUGCAGCUGCAGUCCCUAUUUUGUGAAAAUGAGUUCACACCUGAGUACAGGUCUCUAACAAAGAUGCAUUUUCCAUGGAAGGGAUGCAACUGCGACACGUUCCUUAAUCUUGGCAUCCUCAGACAAUCUAGUCAAUAGGACUUUGUGUCCAUAUUGUGACUAAUUAUUGCUUAAAGCAACUUUAAAACAGAUUUGGUAUGACCAUCACUUCAUUUUCUAAAACCUACUAUUAAAUAAGUGCCUUCUGCUUUAUUCAAUCAGUAUUUUAUUUUGAUUCUGUAAUCAGAUCAUAGCCUUAGAAGCUUGAGUUACUUGGGAAAGACUCAUGAUAUACCUAAAUAGCACACAGUGGCACAAAAUUUGUAUGCUAGUAGAAGCUUUCAUGCCUUUUUUUUUUUUUAAUUAUCUCAGGUAACUUAAUUAACUUCUAAUCAGUGACUAAUCAUGAAGAGAUUCCUGAAGAAUACAAAUACUGAACAACAACCCCCCCCCCCCCCCCC